GCUGCUGCAGAGCGGCCGGGAGGAGGGUGGGUCUCCCUAGAGCGGAGCGCCGGAGUCCUCCUCCUCCGCCGCCGCCCAGGCCGCCGCCGCUGCCGCCGCCCUCCGGACUCCUCUUGCCGCGCCCCGCGCGGAACUCCGAGCGCGGUCCGAUCGGCGCAGCCGAGGCCCAAGAGCCCGCGGGUCGAGCGGCUCGCGGUGCAGAUUUUUCUUAAUCCUCUGAGGACUCUGGAAAACAGGAUGGCUGCAAACAAGCCCAAGGGUCAGAAUUCUUUGGCCUUACACAAAGUCAUCAUGGUGGGCAGUGGUGGUGUGGGCAAGUCUGCCCUGACUCUGCAGUUCAUGUACGACGAGUUUGUAGAGGACUAUGAACCUACCAAAGCGGACAGCUACAGGAAGAAGGUAGUCCUGGACGGGGAAGAAGUGCAGAUCGACAUCUUAGAUACAGCGGGGCAGGAGGACUAUGCUGCAAUUAGAGACAACUACUUCCGAAGUGGGGAGGGAUUCCUCUGUGUCUUCUCUAUCACAGAGAUGGAGUCCUUCGCAGCUACCGCGGACUUCAGGGAGCAGAUUUUAAGAGUAAAAGAAGAUGAGAAUGUUCCAUUUCUCCUGGUUGGUAACAAGUCAGAUCUAGAAGAUAAAAGGCAGGUUUCUGUAGAAGAGGCAAAAAACAGAGCUGACCAGUGGAACGUUAACUAUGUGGAGACGUCUGCUAAAACGCGCGCCAACGUUGACAAGGUAUUUUUUGAUUUAAUGAGGGAAAUACGAGCCAGAAAGAUGGAAGACAGCAAAGAAAAAAAUGGAAAAAAGAAGAGGAAAAGUUUAGCCAAGAGAAUCAGAGAAAGAUGCUGCAUUUUAUAAUCAAAGCCCAAACUCCUUUCUUAUCCUGACCUGACCAUACUAAUAAAUAUAAUUUAUAAGCAUUGCCAUUGGAGGCUCAAUUGACUGAAAUUACUUUAACAUUUUGGAAAUUGUUAUGUAUCACUAAAAGCAUGAAUUGGAACUGCACUGGAAGUCAAAUUCACUUAAAAAAGAAAUUGUGUGGCUUCACCAAGAAGCAGAGUUCAACUUAUUUCAUAAUUGCCUACAUUUAUCACAGUCCUGAAUGUAGCGUGUAAGCUUGGUUUUUUUUUGGGGGGGGGGCAGUCUUUCUCAAACUGUUAAUCAAGAGGUAAGAUGGGGGCGGGGAAGAAAUGACCAUUUCCUCUGGUGUUUAUUAUAAAGCUUAAAUUUUAUAUUAUUUUAAAAUGUCUUGGUCUUCUACUGCCUUGAAAAAUGACAAUUGUGAACACGAUAGUUAACUGUACUACUUUUUAAGCUGUUGUUAUGCAAAUCUUGAAGAAGUUACUGGCAUGGUUGUUGCAUAUAGUAAAACUGAGAGUAAUUCACCUGUGAAUCUGCAUAUUAAUUACCUGAUGAUUAACUUAGAAAAGAGAUGGGAACUUAUUAUACAUGGACAUUUUUGAAUAUGCCUUAAUUUAGAAACUGAAAAAUAAUCCAGUGACAUCAUUCUGGGUGUGUUCUCACUAGCUCGCGGGGCCACUUGCUGCCCAUGUGACGAAUAACAGAAGAUCUUAUCUUGCCAGGCCGUGGAGAGCUACAAGAAAGAUUCCUGAGAAAUGUCCAACUGCUAGGAGUCUGACCAAAUUACAGAUGUGUGCCAUACUCUGGUUCUUAGAGUUCCAGAGCUCCUUCAUUGGUUUUAAUAAACUCUAAGGUAGUUAAAGAUGAAGGGCCAGCAUAUAUUUAUAUGAUAAGUUUAGAUUAUGAGCGUGAGUACCAAUUAAGUUUGAAUGAAUGCCCCUUUUAUGUAGAGUGCUGGUCCCCAGUCAUUGCUGUCUGCAAGUGAUGCGCAUUUAAGUGUUUAAUCUCCUGGGAGCAGGGCACAGGGAAGACUAUGAGGAGAGCUAAUGUGGUCUGUACAAGGACACUGGAGGAAGUAUGUUUGCUACCUGUAAGUUCUAAAUGUGUACUCCUGAGGUUACAGUUUGGGUGUUAGGAGAAGUCUUUGUAGUCUCUUUAUGUUCAUAAUGAAUACUGUAUCAAUAUUUCCUAACAUGAAGCAGUCAAACAUGUAUGGCACAUACUGACCAGACGUCAGUCUGUGAUGUUUCCGCUGCAAGAAUUCAAGCAUGCUGUUAGGAAUGUAAUUUCAAUGGGAAGUAAACCACUAUUAGGUUUUUUUUCUUUUCCUCUGUGGGGCUAAGACACUUGAUUAAACAGUUUUUCUUGUUGCACAGUCCUAAUUUCAUAAGGUCAAGGAGACACUCAGGCAUUCCAGGAAACAAAUGUGUACAUGAUGUUACCAGAAACAGGCAUUCAGGAACUCUACUGUCUAGAUACUACAUUCAGCUUACCAUAAAUAUUUGUCCUUGAAGGGUUUGAUUUAAUAUUUUCACAGACUAGGCCAUGUGCAAAAUUAGAGUUCCCUGUGUAACCCCAGCCAGCAGGCCCAGCAUGGCUGCGUGCACUCAUUGCAGUCUUGUUGAACCAGGGUCCUAACCACUAACAUUGCAAUUUGCUUUGAGACCUUCCCUGUCCUGGGUACUAGGUGCUAUGAAGCCAGCUGACAGAAGCAUCACAUGUCUUGGGCUGAUGCCGCUACCCGGUUCAUUUAUUUGCAAUUUGAGCCAUUUAAAGACCAAUAAAAUUCCUUUUCUAUAAA
Molecule: messenger RNA, 2662 nt
Organism: Mus musculus (house mouse)
Lineage: Eukaryota; Metazoa; Chordata; Mammalia; Rodentia; Muridae
Gene: Rala
Product: v-ral simian leukemia viral oncogene A (ras related)
Exons: 5
Coding region: 238-858 (206 amino acids)
Biological process (GO): regulation of actin cytoskeleton organization; regulation of postsynaptic neurotransmitter receptor internalization; receptor internalization
Cellular component (GO): synaptic membrane; Schaffer collateral - CA1 synapse; Flemming body
Molecular function (GO): GTPase activity; GTP binding; Edg-2 lysophosphatidic acid receptor binding
Source: RefSeq, marked provisional